Messenger RNA from Puccinia triticina, 513 nucleotides. RefSeq lists its product as uncharacterized. The coding region runs from base 1 to 513 and encodes 170 amino acids. The record is from RefSeq and is a predicted model, not a curated record. Gene Ontology annotation, cellular component: endosome; trans-Golgi network. Gene Ontology annotation, biological process: phospholipid translocation; retrograde transport, endosome to Golgi. NCBI's taxonomy places the organism in Eukaryota, Fungi, Basidiomycota, Pucciniomycetes, Pucciniales, Pucciniaceae. The transcript is spliced from 5 exons.
AUGCGGCGAGUACCCUGCGAUCAACCUGGAAGUCACAAGCACCGAACAAACCCGACAAGCUCUAAUGACCAGUAUACUCAACGUCUCAGGAGGCGAUAUCGGGAAGAGAACGCCUUGGAUUCUGAUAAAGUAGCGACCCAUGCGAAGCAACUCCGUCGCACUUCACGAUUGCACAAUCACUACGACUGGUUCAUCCAGGCCAGCGGCUUCUUCUCUCUCGGACUCGAAAGCACCCUACCAAUCCCUCAACUCAUCACCAACUUCCGUCGGAAAUCACUGGCCGGGCUCAGCUCGAUGGUCCUGUUUGGCUGGCUGUUUGGGGACAGCUUCAAAUCGAUCUACCUGGUCUUCAUCACCCCAGACUCGAACUCGAUCCAAUUCAAAAUAUGUGCACUCUUUCAGCUGUCAAUCGAUAUCUUGAUCCUCGCCCAGGCGCUGAUCUAUCGGCGCCAGACCAAGCUGGAUUCCAUCGAGCUCGACGGCUCUCCCGACCACUCGGCUUCGGCGGUGUGA